CGAUCUACCCACAUCGGCUAGACGAAAUGGCUCCUCCGGCGAAGAGACGAAAGCUCGACCCACUCAGACGCCAAAAACCUGUCGAAGAGCUCACUUUCAGCAUCGAUGCACGACAAGAAUACCUCACCGGCUUCAGCAAGCGAAAGCAAGCCCGAAAAGAGCAGGCCCGAGAACAUGCAAUCCAAAUGACAAAAGAGGAGAAGGUCAGGGAGAGGAAGGAGCUCCGCGAACAACGCAAAGCGGACCUCGAAUCACAUGUAGCAGAGGUUAACAAAGUCCUGAAACAACAAAACGCCCUCGCAAAUGGCCGAGAUGUGGACGAUAUUUCGAGCUCCGACGAUGAAUUCUCUGGGUUCGACAACGAAGAUUCCGCUGCACCAGCCGUCGCAGAGGUUGAGCUCCCGGAUGAAGCAGAAUAUGUCGACGAAGACAAAUAUACUACUGUGACAGUUGAGCCUAUGGGCGAAACAUCUUCAGAAGAAGAGGAAGAUGGUGAAGACGGGAAAUCUAAAGAUGUGUCCAAAACAACAAACUCAGAACCUGAAGUCAAGAAGAAGAAACGACCUUGGGAUAAGACAGGCGACGGAGGUGUCAAGAAGAAGAAGCAGAAGUUUCGGUAUGAAAGUAAAGCGGAGCGCAGUCUAGCAAGAUCGAAACAGAAGUCGAAGAAUUCGAAGGCGGCCAAGGAGAGGAAGGAGAGUGGUGGGGGGAGUAGUAGCGGGAAAGGCGGGAAAGGUGGAAGGAAGAAGAAGUGAGAAAGCCAUCCAACGAAGGGGAGAUCGAUACCAUACAACUCCAGUCGUCUGUCAUUCUCUCGCAUCAUGGACGCGAUCGAAGCCGAAUUUGAUGUGCUGCUUGUGCAGUGCAGUUUGGAACAGCCAAUUUCUUCGGUCACAACAAUACCCUGUCCUAAUCUGUUCUCUUUCAACUACCCGGCACUGCACGCACCGGAGACCGAGUGCGCUGCGCCGCCUACGCAAUGUGUUUUGCAGCGGAGUUCCUCAGUAGCGGACAGCACGCAAAGGAGUAACACCGUUCGGAUUAACCACAGAGUUCUCCGAGAAUUCUCCAAACAUGGCGCCAGCAACUGACUCUCCAUAUACGGCCGCUUUCGAGGCCAAGCGGGGCCAGCACGUCGAUCCGAUCGGUGAAUCCUCGAUUCAGAAAGGCCCUUCCUCAAAAAUGUUUCUUUCCACAACGCCAUCCUUUGACAAUCGACUUCAGCGUUUACCCAUUUCUUACGAGCCUAUGGU
This is a messenger RNA of Cercospora beticola, 1253 nucleotides long. RefSeq names its product rRNA-processing protein RRP17 (gene RRP17). The record is from RefSeq and is a predicted model, not a curated record. NCBI's taxonomy places the organism in Eukaryota, Fungi, Ascomycota, Dothideomycetes, Mycosphaerellales, Mycosphaerellaceae. Gene Ontology annotation, molecular function: rRNA binding. Gene Ontology annotation, cellular component: nucleolus.